UUUAAUCAGCUGUUUAUCUGUCAUUUCUCAGGUUUCCACUAUCAAUGUCAAAUUAAAGGUGUUAGAAUACAAAAAUAAUUUAUAAAUAAAGAACACCUUAUUACCAUGUGAAAUAAACUUGUUAUUACACAAAAAAAAUACUGAGACAUCAUGGCAGCUAUAGAUCUUCCCUAUGAGGUUCUAGUGUAUCUUUUUAAAUAUUUACCAACUUCUGAUCGGAAAGCUGCCAGCGAAACAUGUCAUGCAUGGUAUCAAGCUGCUAAUGAUUAUUGUUUUCUAAAAAACAAAACAAUUGUACUUUACAAAACUGAUCUAAAUGGGGAAACAACACCACUUCAAAUAAUUGAAAAUUCUAUAACACCUUAUUUUAAUUUUUUAUUCAGUGAAGUAGAAAUAUCACAAAAAUUAAAUGGAUUCUGGGACAAAAUAGGGGAAAAUAUUAAAAGUUUGACUAUUAGAAAAUGUGAUAUACAUGAAAAAGUAAUAGAUAACAUCUUACACCAAUGUAAUUCUCUUGAAACAUUAAAUAUUCAAAGCUGUAAAGAACUUUUUAUGUCAGGCUGUCUACUAGAGAAGACUAACAGUUGGAUAGCAAACAGUUUCAAAAACUUAAAAAGCCUUAGUUUAUCAGAAAACAAAUACAUAACAGAUGCAUUAUUUUAUAGAUUUGUUAAAAAUGCUCCACUGUUAGAGGAUUUGUGCUUAUCUUUAUGCCCUUUGCAAUUUCAUGGAGGUUUUAUUAAACGAUUCUAUCCUAAUACAAAUGAUAUUUUUGAAAAUCCAUCAGAGUGUGUUUUCACAUUUUAUUUUGUUCUACAAUUUAUAGAAUCUAGAGCUACGCACAUAAAGAGCAUGGUGUUUUCUAAUACUUUAAUAGAUGGGUCCGCUUUGAAGUCCUUAUCAGAAAUUAAAAACCUGAAGUUGGAAAGUCUUCAAUUAAAUACCUGUGAUCAGCUUACAAAUGCAGGCAUUAUAUCAUUGACAACACAUCAGCAAACUCUCAAAGAAUUAGAUAUUGGUCUAUGUACACGAGUUACUGACCAAUCUCUAAUGUAUAUCAGCGAAAACCUGAUCAAUUUAGAGUCUCUUAACAUUCAAAGAUGCAGAGCAGUUACUAACAUGGGAAUAGCUGAAUUAUAUAAAUUGAAAAAACUAAAGCGUUUAAAUAUCUCUCAAUGUGAACUAAUUACUAGAGAAGGCAUUGAGAAAGGAAUUUGUAAGUCAGAGAAUGUUACAUUACAAGAAUUGGAUAUAAAUUCCUUAAAUUUAGUACAAACAGGUGUUAUUAUGAUCUCUGAAACAUUAACAAAUUUGCGUUUUAUAGAUUUAAGUUUUUGUUUUAAUGCUGUGACUGACACGUCAAUUCAAGUAAUUUUUAAAAAUCAAUUGUUUUUACACACAUUAAAAAUAAGUUACUGUGAUAAAGUCUCAGAUGCUGGUUUAACUGGCAUGGGGAAAGUUGAAACAGUAGGUGAUGAUGAAGGACCAGUCAUGUCCAAUUACAAUGAAGUCAGUAUGCCUAAUAGAAUACAUUUAGGUUCAAGAGCUGAAGAGGAAAUUAUUCGUGAUGCAAGAAGAAAAAGAGAUGUUAUGAGAAUGUGUGAAAAAUUAACUUUGGAUUCAUACACUGGUUACUCCUUAGCUCGAAUGAAAUCCCUCCAAGAACUUAAUAUCAGUGGUUGUAACAGGAUCACAGAUGUUAGUUUAACAUAUGCCUUCUCAUUUAAAGAACUUCGAAGUCUUAAUUUAAGUAGAUGCCAACAAAUAACAGUUGAUGGCAUAAAACAUCUAGUCAAAAACUGUCCCAGCAUUGAGUAUUUAAAUCUAAAUGACUGUUACAAUUUAAAGGACGAUGCUGUGAUCGAGAUUGUAAAAGGUUUAAAGAGGUUACAAUAUCUUGAAUUAAGGGGUUGUAACCAGCUAACUGAUAAAACUUUGGAAGCGAUAAAAGAUCAUUGCAAAAUACUUAAAGUUUUGGAUGUUCAAGGUUGUCAUAGCAUAUCAGCAGAAUUGGGAUGCGCAAUAGGAUCUUUGCCUACGCUUCAUACUGUAUUGAUGUCCAAACCAGGACCAUAUAUUACUGAUGGAGUGAAGAAUAGAACACCGGCACCUCCCCUUUUACCGUCUUUAUUACGAAAACUACGUUUGCAAUAAGAUGGUACAAUUUUGUUAUAGCAGAUAGGUUUUAAACUUAAAUCGCCCAAAUAAAAAAUUAAGAUUUGUUAUUGUUCUUCUUAUCCAAAAUCAUCUGAAAUUAAAGUUACAUGUUAAAAUUAUUACAAAUUAUAUUAUAUACCAUCGGUUUAUUAUUUUACGCUUUUCAUAAAUUAAUACAAUGAAAACUAAUAUAAAAUAUUAAUACGAUAUACAGACAAAGGUCCAACAGUGUAAGGCUUAACUAUUUUAAUCCAAUUUCACAUUCCGCGAUUGAACAAUUACAACUUUAUGAUACUUAACGCAACGGUCACAACGUUAUAUUUUAAACUAGCUUUGUCUUUAUAUCAAGCUUUUGUUAUGUAAAAUACUAAUUUAUUUGAUUUGAUAGAUUUAAUUAGGUACUAUAUUAUAACUAUUUCGCUUUUAUUUUUGUAUAUUUAAUUCGUUGUAUUUUUUAUGUUCUAAAUAUUGUAUAUAUAAUAAAAUAUAAAAAAUGUAUUUUAAUUAAUUU
Molecule: messenger RNA, 2668 nt
Organism: Vanessa tameamea
Lineage: Eukaryota; Metazoa; Arthropoda; Insecta; Lepidoptera; Nymphalidae
Product: F-box/LRR-repeat protein 14
Exons: 3
Coding region: 151-2154 (667 amino acids)
Biological process (GO): SCF-dependent proteasomal ubiquitin-dependent protein catabolic process
Cellular component (GO): SCF ubiquitin ligase complex
Molecular function (GO): protein binding
Source: RefSeq, a predicted model, not a curated record